Ylistrum balloti is the source of this 2438-nucleotide messenger RNA. RefSeq names its product cleavage and polyadenylation specificity factor subunit 6-like. The transcript is spliced from 15 exons. The record is from RefSeq and is a predicted model, not a curated record. Gene Ontology annotation, molecular function: mRNA binding. Lineage: Eukaryota; Metazoa; Mollusca; Bivalvia; Pectinida; Pectinidae. The coding region runs from base 1 to 1815 and encodes 604 amino acids. Gene Ontology annotation, biological process: mRNA alternative polyadenylation. Gene Ontology annotation, cellular component: mRNA cleavage and polyadenylation specificity factor complex.
AUGGCGGAUGGCGUGGACAUAGAUUUGUACGACAAUUUAGAGGACGGGUUCGAUGCAGGUGACAACGACGCUGUUCCAGAUGAUGACCUGUACAAUGAUGUUAUAACUGCAUCUUCCAGUUCUGAAAGAAUAGAUUUACCGCAAAAUGAUGGAGACAGCAAAUCUCUGUCGAGUAUAUCUGUCCCUCAUGGAUACACAGGGAGAAGAAUCAGUUUAUAUGUUGGAAAUCUAACAUGGUGGACAACAGACCAGGACCUUACUGAUGCUGUAGCUUCCAUUGGCGUCACCGACCUUGUGGAAAUCAAAUUUUAUGAAAACAGAGCUAAUGGCCAAUCGAAAGGCUUUGCGGUGGUAGUUGUGGGUUCAGACAGUUCAUCAAGACACAUCUUUGACAAACUCCAGAGGAAAGAGAUCCAUGGCCAGGUGCCAGCUGUCACUCACUGCAACAAACAGGCCCUCAGUCAGUUUGAAGCCCAAGCACGCAAGGGUGAUGCCUCUCCACAGAAUGGGGAAUCUUCAAACAAGUUCUCCAGGGAUGGAUUUAACGCUUCUACAGGAAACAAACCUCCUCGUGGGCCCCCUCACAACUCCCCUCAUCAAGGUGGGCCCCCACAACAGAGGAUGCAGUCCAACAAACCUCCAAACAUGAUGCAACAAAGACAUCAACACCCACCAAAUCAAGGACAGAGACCUCCUAUAGGGCCCCCUCCACCAGGACCAAUGCCACCCCAUGGCGGACCUCCUUUCUCAGGUGGUCCUCCACGUCAUGGUGGACCUCCACAGAUGGGUGGACCCCCUAAUAUGAACAUACCCCCAGGCCCGAUGCAUCCUGGUGGUCCUAUGCCCCCAAGGAAUAUCGGACCUCCACCAGGAAUGCCAAUGAGAGGCCCUCCACCUCCAGGGAUGAGAGGCCCCCCACCUCCAGGUCAUGACCCCAGAGGACCACCCCCAAGACCAGAAUGGGACAGACCCCCAGUUCCAUACAACCCUGCCCUUGGACCCCCUCCCCCACAGCCUGUUCCACCUCCUGGAACAAGACACCCCCAUCCAGGGGGACCAGGAAUCGGGCCAGGAAUGCCACCUAGUGGCCAGCCGCCAAUGUCAUUGCCGCCCCCAGGACAUCCUCCAGGACACCCACCCACCCCUGCCCCUCAUGUGAACCCAGCGUUCUUCCCCCCUCAGCAUGGACCUCCACCAGCAGGACCAGUGCCAGUGCACUCAGCCCCAGAUCCAUAUAACCGACCUCCUCCAGGAGCCCCAGUGUCCUCCUACCCAGGUGAUCACUACAGCAGACCUCCCCCAGAAAGUAUAUAUUCCAACAGCAGGGUUGAGCCUGUGUCACCAGCACUCAGUGAGCAGGAGUUUGAGGAGAUAUUCCAGAGGAACAAAACAGUCUCAAGCAGUGCCAUAUCCCGAGCUGUACAGGAUGCCAGUGCAGGUGAAUUUGCAAGUGCUAUCGAAACCUUGGUAACAGCAAUAUCCCUGAUCAAACAAUCAAAGAUAGCCAGUGAUGACCGUUGCAAGAUCCUUAUCAGCUCCCUUCAGGACACGCUUCACGGAAUUGAGGAGAAGUCAUAUGGAUCCAAGAGUACAUCUAGAAGAUCACGUUCAAGGGAGCGAGAAAGGGAUACUCGUGACCGUGAAAAGAGAAGUCGCCAUCGAACAAGAAGUAGGGAAAGGGAAUAUCGUGAGAGGAGUAGAGACCGUGAACGUCACUAUGAGGAGUCAAGGUCCUCGCACAGGGGAGAGCGAGACCGUGAUCGUGACAGGGAGCGUGAGCGCGAAAGAGAAUACAGCAGCAGUCGUCGACACUGAUUACAGGACUUGCCAGAUUUUAUUCGGAAAAUGAUUCUACCUCGGGCAGUUUCCUAUACUACUAGAAAAUUGGCUCAAAACAUCUGUUCAGUUUAUGGACAAGAAGUUGUGUUUAAUAAAUUAUGUGCCAAAUUAUUUGAAUUUCAAUGCAAUACAAGAGAGGCAGCUAGACAUAUUAUAUAAAAUGUUAUGUUUUACAAGGUUGAUAUUUUUACAUGUGAUCAUUACCAAAACUUUUUCUUGCAUCAUUCCAAUGUAGACAUCUUUGUCCAUGUUAUAUAAAUUGUUUAGAAUGUCUACAAACAUUUGUAAUCCACAAGUGUGAUGUGAAAUGAAAGAGAGUGGCAUGUUGAUGUUUGUAGAUGGAUCCAUUUCUCAGUCUGGCAUCGUUAUUGCCAUCUUUCUUGUUAUAGAAAAUUGAUUGAAAAUUUACCUUGUUAAUAAUAAGAUUUUGGCUGUAUCUUAUUCAGCGGCACAAUAUAAUUUUGAUGUUCAAAUUCUAGGUUGAAGCGACAAGACAAUUCUAUAGUUUAAAAAAAAGUUAUACAUGCAUACAUAUUGUUUAGAUAAAUUCCACACAUUUUAUACCACACAAUUUUAUGUACCUAAUUUGAUAUGUUCUA